Molecule: messenger RNA, 1204 nt
Organism: Daucus carota subsp. sativus
Lineage: Eukaryota; Viridiplantae; Streptophyta; Magnoliopsida; Apiales; Apiaceae
Product: isoeugenol synthase 1
Molecular function (GO): oxidoreductase activity
Source: RefSeq, a predicted model, not a curated record
GUCUGAGACCGUUGUUCGUUAUAAAUAGAUCCCAGAGGAACAGAGUAAGAUAAAAAAAACAUAGACAUAGUAGACGUGAUAAGAAGAAAGAGGAGGCAUGAGGUGCGAGAAGAGUAAGAUAAUGAUAUUUGGAGCAACUGGUUAUUUCGGCACCUACAUGGUCAAGGCAAGCGCUUCAUCGGCUCAUCCAACCUUUGUUUACGUUCGCCCCGUGAAACCUCAUCAUCCUCCCUCCAACUCAACUUUUGAGUCCAUGGGAGUUACUGUUUUUGUGGGAGAAUUGGAUGAGCACGAAAAGCUUGUUGAGGUGCUCCGUCAGGUGGAUAUUGUUAUCGUCACUUUUGGAGUGCCUUUGAUCCUUGAACAGAUGAAAAUCAUACGUGCUAUGAAAGAAGCUGGCAAUAUAAAGAGAUUCAUUCCUUCGGAAUUUGGCAAUGAGGUGGAUAGAAUAAGUCCACUUCCACCAUUUCAAACGUGUUGUGACAAGAAGAAGCUCAUCCGAAGAGCAGCCGAAGAAUCUGGAAUACCUUAUACUUUUGUUUCUGCAAACUCGUUCGGAGCCUAUUUUGUGAACUCUCUUCUUCAUCCGUAUGAUCAGAACCUCAAAAAGGUGACUGUCUAUGGAACUGGUGAAGCCAAAUUCGGGUGCAAUUACGAAAAAGACAUAGCAGAAUAUACUGUGAAAGCUGCAACAGAUGAACGAGCAGAAAACGGUUUAAUUAUCUACAGGCUACCAAAAAACGUGAUCACACAAUUAGAUUUGAUUUCUCGGUGGGAGAGAAAGACUGGACGCACCAUGGAAAAGACCUUCAUUUCCGACAAAGAAAUGGUCAAGCUUUCGCAAUCCUCGCCAUUUCCUGAAGCCGUGGGAAUUGCGAUAUUCCAUAGCAUUUUUGUCAAGGGUGAGCAGAUGAACUAUGAACUGAAAGAGGAUGACUUGGACGCGGUGGAACUUUAUCCUGACUACGACUACACAACAGUUGAUCAACUUCUUGAUAUUUUCGUGGUGGAUCCGCCAGAACGAGGCGUUGCUGCGUUUCAGUAGUUGAUUUCAUUCUUUACUUUGAUUGCUUAUAGUAAUUAAUUGUAAGCAAUAAGAGGAAACGCUAUAGCUUCAAUCUAUUAAUUCUAUCUUUAACAAUUAUUCUAGUUGUUUGCAUAUAUGUAACGUCUGAAUACUUAUACUGCUAUCAUUUUUACUGUA